UGCUGGAGGCUAACCCUUGGAGAGAAACACCUAAACCUGUAUAUGUGCUGACCCAGAGGGAGAACCAGUUGUGUACAAUGAAGACCCGGAGAAACCGGAGUGAGGUUGAAAAAGAACUUGGGAUGUUGUUCUCCAAAGGAGGAAAAUGGAAAAAUCGUGCAAAGCAGCCAGAAGCUGGCACGAGAUUUCAGAUGCUUGUUGAGGAUAUCAGAGAGGGAGUACUUGUAUUUGAGGAUGAAAAUGAGGCUGCAAAAUACUGCGACUUGCUUCAGGGAGGUGGUCAAGGCUGUGAAGGCAUUGCAGAGAUAGAAGCUUCAUCAGUAUUUGAUCUAUGCCGGAAGAUGAGAGCACUUGCAGUGUUAUUUCGUCGAGGCAGAACACCUCCUUUGCCCGAAAGCCUCAAGUUAAACUUAAGGGCACGCAAGCGCUCACUUGAAGACCAAGAGAACUUGAUGUAACAUUCGUAUGGUUGAUGUGAACCGAUUUCAGGUGAUGUUCAUUGUCUACUAUGCAAAAACAUAUUGGACACGGUAAUAUAAUUCUUCUCUGUGCAGCUAUUUUUAGUCUCUGAGAGCUCUUACAUGUAUAUAAUAUGUCACAUAAUUCUAAUGAAUAUAAUGUAUACAAAGGAUUCUCAACUGCAGUCCUACCCAAAUCAUCAGCCAUUUUUCCA
This is a messenger RNA of Capsicum annuum, 673 nucleotides long. RefSeq lists its product as uncharacterized. Lineage: Eukaryota; Viridiplantae; Streptophyta; Magnoliopsida; Solanales; Solanaceae. The record is from RefSeq and is a predicted model, not a curated record.